AUGAGGAUGGCACCAACAGAGUCAACAGAAGGAAGAUGGCUCUGGCCAGGCCCCAGGGAGGGAGGCAGCGGUAAGGAAACAACUUCAGAGAAGUUAAGCAACUUGCCCAGGCCACACAGCUAUUCAGCAAAGAGAGGCUAUGCUGAGUCCUUCAGGGGAGGGCCUGAAGCAUUCCAAAAAUGUAGAGAAGUGUUCAGAGCCUGCUGGGGAAGCAGGGAGCUGCUAUUCCUGUUCAAGGCAACCAGUGAGGCUGGACCUGCCCAGAAUUCAUGUGGAAUCACCCUAGAGAAGGCUGGUGGCUUAGAAGACACUGGAUCUCGCAGGCUCAGCUGGGCACAGUGCAAGGUGCUAUACAUAAAUGGUUUCACUGACCCCUAG
Molecule: messenger RNA, 378 nt
Organism: Symphalangus syndactylus (siamang)
Lineage: Eukaryota; Metazoa; Chordata; Mammalia; Primates; Hylobatidae
Source: RefSeq, a predicted model, not a curated record